Molecule: messenger RNA, 3717 nt
Organism: Rhinopithecus roxellana (golden snub-nosed monkey)
Lineage: Eukaryota; Metazoa; Chordata; Mammalia; Primates; Cercopithecidae
Gene: LGR6
Product: leucine rich repeat containing G protein-coupled receptor 6
Exons: 18
Coding region: 263-3166 (967 amino acids)
Biological process (GO): G protein-coupled receptor signaling pathway
Cellular component (GO): membrane
Molecular function (GO): protein-hormone receptor activity; G protein-coupled receptor activity; protein binding
Source: RefSeq, a predicted model, not a curated record
UGACUCCUCCUCCGGCUGGGUCUCCCUCCCUUGCCAAGCCCAGCCUGUGAAACCGAAUAACGAAGAUCACUCAACAAUGCCUGCCCCUCUCUGACUGCACCGUCCCGGCGCUCCCACCACCGCCGCUGACGCCCAGCAGAGUCCCCGGGGCGGUCCCCACCGACGGCGCAGCCCACCGGGACCGGGAGGAAGCAGCUGCGGCCACCGCGCCCGUGCGUCCACACGCCCGCCCGCCAGGUGCCCCAGCAGCCCGGCUGCCGAGAUGCCCAGCCCUCCCGGGCUCCGGGCACUGUGGCUUUGCGCCGCGCUGUGCGCCUCCCGGAGCGCCGGCGGCGCCCCCCGGCUCGGCCCGGGGCCCACUGCUUGCCCGGCCCCCUGCCACUGCCAGGAGGACGGCAUCAUGCUGUCUGCCGACUGCUCUGAGCUCGGGCUGUCCGCCGUACCGGGGGACCUGGACCCCCUGACGGCUUACCUGGACCUCAGUAUGAACAACCUCACAGAGCUUCAGCCUGGCCUCUUCCACCACCUGCGCUUCUUGGAGGAGCUGCGUCUCUCUGGGAACCAUCUCUCACACAUCCCAGGACAAGCAUUCUCUGGUCUCUACAGCCUGAAAAUCCUGAUGCUGCAGAACAACCAGCUGGGAGGAAUCCCCGCAGAGGCACUGUGGGAGCUGCCGAGCCUGCAGUCGCUGCGCCUAGAUGCCAACCUCAUCUCCCUGGUCCCGGAGAGGAGCUUUGAGGGGCUGUCCUCCCUCCGCCACCUCUGGCUGGAUGACAAUGCACUCACGGAGAUCCCUGUCAGGGCCCUCAACAACCUCCCUGCCCUGCAGGCCAUGACCCUGGCCCUCAACCGCAUCAGCCACAUCCCCGACUACGCCUUCCAGAAUCUCACCAGCCUUGUGGUGCUGCAUUUGCAUAACAACCGCAUCCAGCAUCUGGGGACCCACAGCUUCGAGGGGCUGCACAAUCUGGAGACACUAGACCUGAAUUAUAACGAGCUGCAGGAAUUCCCCGUGGCCAUCCGGACCCUGGGCAGACUGCAGGAACUGGGGUUCCAUAACAACAACAUCAAGGCCAUCCCAGAAAAGGCCUUCAUGGGGAACCCUCUGCUACAGACGAUACACUUUUAUGAUAACCCAAUCCAGUUUGUGGGAAGAUCGGCAUUCCAGUACCUGCCUAAACUCCACACACUAUCUCUGAAUGGUGCCACGGACAUCCAGGAGUUUCCAGAUCUCAAAGGCACCACCAGCCUGGAGAUUCUGACCCUGACCCGCGCAGGCAUCCGGCUGCUCCCAUCAGGGAUGUGCCAACAGCUGCCCAGGCUCCGAGUCCUGGAACUGUCUCACAAUCAAAUUGAGGAGCUGCCCAGCCUGCACAGGUGUCAGAAAUUGGAGGAAAUCGGCCUCCAACACAAUCGCAUCUGGGAAAUUGGAGCUGACACCUUCAGACAGCUGAGCUCACUGCAAGCCCUGGAUCUUAGCUGGAAUGCCAUCCGGUCCAUCCACCCCGAGGCCUUCUCCACCUUGCGCUCCCUGGUCAAGCUGGACCUGACAGACAACCAGCUGACCACACUGCCCCUGGCUGGACUUGGGGGCUUGAUGCAUCUGAAGCUCAAAGGGAACGUGGCUCUCUCCCAGGCCUUCUCCAAGGACAGUUUCCCAAAACUGAGAAUCCUGGAGGUGCCUUAUGCCUACCAGUGCUGUCCCUAUGGAAUGUGUGCCAGCUUCUUCAAGGCCUCUGGGCAGUGGGAGGCUGAAGACCUUCACCUUGAUGAUGAGGAGUCUUCAAAAAGGCCCCUUGGCCUCCUUGCCAGACAAGCAGAGAACCACUAUGACCUGGACCUAGAUGAGCUCCAGCUGGAGAUGGAGGACUCAAAGCCACACCCCAGUGUCCAGUGUAGCCCUACUCCAGGCCCCUUCAAGCCCUGUGAGCACCUCUUUGAAAGCUGGGGCAUCCGCCUGGCCGUGUGGGCCAUCGUGUUGCUCUCUGUGCUCUGCAAUGGACUGGUGCUGCUGACCGUGUUCGCUGGCGGGCCUGUACCCCUAUCCCCGGUCAAGUUUGUGGUAGGUGCGAUUGCAGGCGCCAACACCUUGACUGGCAUUUCCUGUGGCCUUCUAGCUUCAGUCGAUGCCCUGACCUUUGGCCAGUUCUCCGAGUACGGAGCCCGCUGGGAGAUGGGGCUGGGCUGCAGGGCCACUGGCUUCCUGGCAGUACUUGGGUCGGAGGCGUCGGUGCUGCUGCUCACUCUGGCCGCAGUGCAGUGCAGCGUCUCUGUCUCUUGCGUCCGGGCCUAUGGGAAGUCCCCCUCCCCGGGCAGCGUUCGAGCAGGGGUCCUGGGCUGCCUGGCGCUGGCAGGGCUGGCGGCCGCGCUGCCCCUGGCCUCAGUGGGAGAAUACGGGGCCUCCCCACUCUGCCUGCCCUAUGCGCCGCCUGAGGGCCAGCCAGCAGCCCUGGGCUUCGCCGUGGCCCUGGUGAUGAUGAACUCCUUCUGUUUCCUGGUCGUGGCCGCUGCCUACAUCAAACUCUACUGUGACCUGCCGCGGGGCGACUUUGAGGCCGUGUGGGACUGCGCCAUGGUGAGGCACGUGGCCUGGCUCAUCUUCGCAGACGGGCUCCUCUACUGUCCCGUGGCCUUCCUCAGCUUCGCCUCCAUGCUGGGCCUCUUGCCUGUCACGCCCGAGGCCGUCAAGUCUGUCCUGCUGGUGGUGCUGCCCCUGCCUGCCUGCCUCAACCCGCUGCUCUACCUGCUCUUCAACCCCCACUUCCGGGAUGACCUUCGGCGGCUUCGGCCCCGCGCAGGCGCCUCAGGGCCCCUAGCCUAUGCUGCGGCCGGGGAGCUGGAGAAGAGCUCCUGCGAUUCUACCCAGGCCCUGGUGGCCUUGUCUGAUGUGGAUCUCAUUCUGGAAGCUUCUGAAGCUGGGCGGCCCCCUGGGCUGGAGACGUAUGGCUUCCCCUCAGUGACCCUCAUCUCCUGUCAGCAGCCAGGGGCCCCCAGGCUGGAGGGAAGCCAUUGUGUAGAGCCAGAGGGGAAUCACUUUGGGAACCCCCAACCCUCCACGGAUGGAGAACUGCUGCUGAGGGCAGAGGGAGCUAUGCCAGCAGGUGGAGGCUCAUCAGGGGGUGGCGGCUUUCGGCCCACUGGCUUGGCCUUUGCUUCACACUUGUAAAUAUCCCUCCCCAUUCUUCUCUUCCCCUCUCUUCCCUUUCCUCUCUCCCACUCGGUGAAUGAUGGCUGCUUCUAAAAUAAAUACAACCAAAACUCAGCAGUGUGAUCCGUAGCAGGAUGGCCCAGUCUCUGGCUCCACUGAUCACCUCUCUCCCGUGACCAUCACCAACGAGUGCCUCUUGGUCUGGCUUUCCCUUGCCCUUCCUCAGCUUCACCUUCAUGCUGAGCCUCUUCCUUGUCAUGUCUGAAGCUGUGGACCAGAGACCUGGACAUCUGUCUGCUUAAGGAAAAUGAGGGAAGUAAAGACAGUGAAGGGGUGAAGGGUUGAUCAGGGCACAGUGGACAGGGAGACCUCACAGAGAAAGGUCUGGAAGGUGAUUUCCGAUGUGACUCAUGGAUAGGAUACAAAAUGUGUUCUGCGUACCAUUAAUCUUGACAUAUGCCAUGCAUAAAGACUUCCUAUUAAAAUAAGGUUUGGAAGAGAUUACACAUGAUGUCUUUUUCUUAGAGAUUCACAGUGCAUGUUAGUGUAAUAAAGAGAGAAGUCCUACA